AGUCCUCUAAUUCAAGGUAGUCUGAGUGGAGAAAGUAAUGAAGAUGGAAGGGGUUGAUGUUGAAUUAUUGAGCAGAUUUAUAGAGUAAGUGAACGCCGUUUACUCGUCUAGUCGGAGCGAUACAAGACGACGAUAGUGGGAAAUUGACAGAUAGCAUGCGAGUAGAAGUGACUCCACUGCAGAGGAGGGAAGAUGUUGGCUAUGGACCAAGGAGUGGUGGAGGAAUGGCUGUCAGAGUUUAAGACCCUCCCUGACAGUGCUGUGUCCAACUAUGCCGCAUCGCUGAAAGACAAAGGCGCCUUGGUUCCCGCACUCUACAAAGUCAUACGAGAGAACUACAGCGACCUGCUGGAACCCGUGUGCCACCAGCUGUUUGAGUUCUACCGGAGCGGCGAGCCGCGGCUGCAGCGUUUCACCCUGCAGUUCCUCCCAGAGCUCCUGUGGAGCCUGCUGUCCGUCAGUGCUGCCAGGGACCCCCACACCUCUGGCUGCAUCGAGGCUCUGUUGCUGGGCAUUUACAACCUGGAGAUAGCUGAUAAAGAUGGACAAAGUAAAAUAUUAUCCUUCACCGUCCCUUCCCUCUCCAAACCCUCAGUAUAUCAUGAGCCUUCAACCAUAGGCUCCAUGGCCCUGACAGAAGGAGCCCUGGCCAAUCAUGGGCUGAGCAGGGUGGUGUACAGCGGGCCUCACCUCCAGAGAGAGACCUUCACAGCUCAGAACAGAUUUGAGGUGCUGACCUUCCUGCUGCUGUGCUACAACGCUGCCCUCAGCUACAUGACCUCAUCGUCCCUCCAGUCACUCUGCCAGCUCAGCUCCAGGGUGUGUAUAUGUGGUUACCCGCGGCAACAGCUGCGGCGCUACAAGGGCAUCAGCACACGAAUGACGGUCACAUCAGAGUUCCUGGUCCAGCUCAUCACAGGGAUACACUAUGCCUUGUGUAACGGAGAGGUGGAGCUGGGAUCCAAAGCGCUGGAUGACGUUCUGUACCGGGCCCAGCUCGAGCUGUUCCCUGAGGCGCUGUUGGUGGGUAAUGCCAUCAAGUCAUCGCUGCAUGGCCAAGCACUGAAGAGCAACACCAAGCAGGGAGCGCGGAGCAUCCAGGUGGAGAUCACACCCACCUCCUCCAGGAUCUCCCGCAAUGCAGUCACCUCGCUUUCCAUCCGGGGCCACCGCUGGAAGAGACACGACGCAGUGGAUCUGGGUUCCCCGGACGAGCUGAUGGAGAUCUCGGAGGUGGAUGAAGGGGUAUGGCCAGGCGGGGCAGGGCCUGACAUGACUCCGCCCACCAUCACUAUCAGCAACAGCGUCACCACGGCAAGCCUGGGAGCUAAGGCCAUGAAAAAGUGCCGGCUUGGUGGGCGCACCAGCAAGGACAAGGACAAGGAGGCGAGCCUGUCAAUCACAGGUCGGGCCGCCAGCGAGAAUACAGAGCUGUCCAUCAAGCGGCUGACGCUCACCUCCAGCCAGUCGGUGCCCAAGGCAGGGGCUCUCAGCAGCCUGACACGCACUGCCAGUGCUGUCUUCUCCCGCUCCUUUGAGCAGGUCGCAGGCAGCAAUGCCCCUCCCUCCGGCAACCACACUGCUUCUGAAGCAGGCCGCUACUCCUGCAGCCUGCAGGAAGAUGGGCUGGGGUACCUGAGUCCUGUGUCUAACCACACGCAGCGCUCGCCCAGCAUCAGCGUGCACCUUGGCUCUGACCUUUGAACCCCUUAUGACUCGUAAUUACCUUGAGCCCUCACUUCUGAUCAUGUGACCCUGUACCUGUGACCUGGAGCUCCAAGCCAUGCCAAUUGCAGUGGACCACAAACUCAUGAACGUACACUCUUCUUGUCUCCCUUGCAGCUCAUUUUCAGUGUCCUUCUCUCUCUCUGUAUUAUAAACCAGACCCACUGCCCCACUCCGUUCAGCCCUCCAUUGCCCAGCUGCCCUGUGCUCCUCUCCCUACGUGAGAAGGCUCCUCUGGGCUUGAUGGAGGCAGGAAGUCUGGGUCAACACUCCCAACUUCUCUGAACUACUAGUGCACUGCUGCCUUCAAAUUGUGCCAGGAUAGAGCAGCCAGUCAUAAAUAAGUGAGAAAAACAGCAGCAACCAGUGCACUAAACGCAUAAAAUUACUAAAAAAAAAAAAAAAGACUGUCGAAGAGGAUUUGGAAAAUGGAGUAUUUUAAGAGACAUUUGUUGCCCCGCAUGGCUUCUCCAUACAUCCAUCCUUACCAUGCCCCAGUUUGUCAGUGGGCAGUUAUUGAGUACGUAUGAAUGUGCUUGAGUGUGUGUACUGUAUGUGUGUAUGUACAACUGUUUUUAGAAUAAAGGCUGCUGAUUGAUUCGAUGAACAAGGUAUGAUUCUCUUAAAUGAAACUAUUGUUUCUAGUACAUUUUUUUAAUAAUGAAUCCCUUCCCAUAGCAAUACCAGUCCCCUCUGCUAUUCAGCAUAUUCCAUCUUUUGGAGAGUUUGGACAGCCUCCUCUGUUCACACUCCUGCUAUUGUGUAAACUGUUAAAGCAACACUUCGCACAAAAUCUGCAUUCUUCCCAAAAACAGAGUAAUAACCACUAAAACGAUCAACCUUGAUAAUAAUAAUAGGUUCUUGUGUUUACAAUCGGACAGUAUUGUCAUAAUGUGUAAGCAAUAUCUGUGUCCUUCCCUCUCGCUCCUCUUGCACCUUUUCUGAGUUGCUGCAUCUCUGAUGGCAAAAUAAAAAUCCAAGUUCUUGCACUUGACAAGGACAUGUUUUGAUUUAGGGGAGGAUGUGUGUAUGGUGUGUGAAGUGUUGAAUUUUGCACUUGAAAGAGGAAGAAAGUUGUAUUUUAAUUGUAGGUAUUUUCUUAUACAAUGAAACAGAGGCUUGACUCUGAACUGUGGCAUUUUCCCAUGAGAAAGAGCUGUGUUUUUUUCCUCUGUAUUGGUUCCCACAGUGUUAAAGGACACAAGUAAAACUGUAUGUGAAUGACUCCGGCAUUCAGCCACAGUUGCUAAAAGUUUGCCCCAUAAACCCCAGUCAACUCUUAACCUUAAAUUAGUUACACAAUCCCAAAAGAACUGGAUAGAUCCAGGUAAUGUUAUGUCCAACUGGCUUCACCAAGAUUGGCACAAAAAAAUUUCUAGUAACGAUACAGUCUUUUCAGAUGCUUUCUGAAGUGUGAGGGAGUGCGAGGCAACAAGGCAUCUUGACUCUCUCCCUCAUUCUGUUCCAAACUCCAUUUCAGAUGUUAGUGGUGGUUAAAAUGAUGUGUUUCCAAAGUCCCUUCAUCUUGUUCAUUCUGUCACAGAACAUGGUGGUAUUCAACUGUAACGAAAAAAAAAGAAAAAAGAAAUCAAACCUCACCCAUCUGCUGCAUUCAGUGUCCUCAAGUAAGUGUCUGCCCUGCCCCCUGCCCCUCCCCCUUAUGUAUAAGCAAAAGUGUAUUCUGUUGUUAUGUGUAAUAGAGCUGUUAAGUGUCCAUUGUUUGGUGGAACAGUAACAAUCAUCCUGUUUCUGUACGUGGGUUUACAUAGUGUGGAAGGGUAAGCUCUCAUUGUACAUCAUACUGUACUAAAGUUGGUUUAUUUUGGCCUUUUUUGUCUGAAGAUAACUCAAUGCUAGAGCUUCUUUCUGGGAAUAAAGUGUUUCUAUAUUUCA
This is a messenger RNA of Myripristis murdjan (pinecone soldierfish), 3618 nucleotides long. RefSeq names its product hyccin PI4KA lipid kinase complex subunit 1 (gene hycc1). Lineage: Eukaryota; Metazoa; Chordata; Actinopteri; Holocentriformes; Holocentridae. The transcript has 11 exons. Gene Ontology annotation, biological process: phosphatidylinositol phosphate biosynthetic process; protein localization to plasma membrane. Gene Ontology annotation, cellular component: plasma membrane. The record is from RefSeq and is a predicted model, not a curated record. Bases 193 to 1704 code for a protein of 503 amino acids.